GUUGUUUUAACCCGCCUGGAUCCAUCUCGCCCUGAUGAUAAAUCGUCAGUGUUUAAAUCACAAUCUCCUGGUCAACUGCAUUUAAUUGCCUGUGAAAAUUUACUCAUGUCACGGCCUAAUCAAUUGUAUUUACCGGAAUGGUUAACUUUACGUUUAGUGUCAACUAAAUAUGCCACAGAACGAACUAUCAGUCUGUUAAGACUUUAUAUAAAGUAUAAUCGUUUAGAGGCAGCAUGUCGUCUUGCCAUAGAUAUGCUUGAAACAGCUGUCACUGAGGGUAUAGAUCCUUCAUUGUUUGGUUUACGAUGUACAUUAUCCAAACUAAGCAGUCUUCCGCAUCAGAAGGGGAUUGAUAAUAAAACACCCACAUCUGGUAUGCUGUAUAUGCCGCAUAAUUUAUUUGUACAAAUCUUGAAUGCUUUGAACAUCUUAUCAUCACGAUCGGAAACAUAUAGAACUAUGUAUGAAAAUUUAGAAAUUACAUUGAAACAUUAUCUGCUUCAACUUCAACCAAUUUGCCAUAAUUUAAUGGAGGACAGUGAUUCUAUAUGGACAGCAGAGAAACGGUAUACACAAUCGCUUGUACAAUAUCAAAAUUAUGUCUAAGGAGAGAGAGAGUGUGUGUUUUUCUAAUUCUCCACCUUCAGGCU
Messenger RNA from Trichobilharzia szidati, 650 nucleotides. Lineage: Eukaryota; Metazoa; Platyhelminthes; Trematoda; Strigeidida; Schistosomatidae. The record is from the annotation of a GenBank genome assembly.